AUGAGCGUUGUGCACCGAGAGCAAGACAAUGAUAAGGAAGAGGAUAGACGGGUGGCGUUUAUCCUCAUCUGCAACUGCAUCCUCUUCAUCAUCAUGAUCAUCCUGCUGCUCCUGGUGUUUACGCGGUUCUCAUCGGAUGAUUCGGACGAGGGUGCGUUCACGCUUAUUUGCGUGUUCGAGUACCUGACACGUGUACUCCCCACCAGUGCACCCCAGUGCACGGACUAUGUGUACAUCCGGUUCUUCGUGUACUCGACCACGGAAGAUAAGGGCCCACUCGUGUUCGAAAAGAAGAAGCCAUUCGAUGGCACGGUCAAGCUGUACUACGACGAAACGGAUGACUAUUGGAAGCGGUUCAGGUCUUACCAGACACUGGACAACUUCGUGAGAAACAGCAAGCUCCAAAUUCCCUAUUCGCGCUGGUUGCUCGGCAUGUGGGGAACCACGUUCACCCGACUCAUGCAGGGUCUGUGGAAUGGCGACACCUUCCGGGCUGCCCUUCGCGAUACACUACGGAGCAAGUUCAGCAAACGGUUGAGGAUCGCGGACAUCGACGGGUUCGCCGUAAUCAACUCCAUCUUCGCCAAUGACAGGGGCCACGGGCGCUCGGAGGCUUUCGGCACGGCUUUCCGGUCGGGGAACAAUCCCAUCCUGGAACCCAACUGGGCCUACAUUCACACUGCCGCCAUUUGGCCUGGGGGAAGCAUGUAUGUCAACGAGACGAUGCUGCGAGAUGUACUCAAGCCUGCCGACGUGGUCGGGAUAAGCACAAGCAACAGCACUGAUGAGUCCAACAUCAUCUUGGGCCGAGGAGGAGGAAACAACGUUGAGUACAAGGCUGCUUCCCCACCAAACCCCAUCAGACCAGUGGCUUCAGGCGUCCGGGGAAUGCUUGACAUACUGGCGGAGUUUCCGCACUGGAAGCAGGUGCUGGGUCACCAGCAGCUGUGCUUCUCCCUCACGACGUCCAUCAACUACAUGCGCAGCAGCGCCGACAAGAUCGACUUUGUCUCGGACAUUCGUUUAAGUGCAGAUGUGCAGCGAUACCAUCGGAUAAGGUUCACCACCAGGGACAACAGAAGCGGAUACCCGGUUGAAGCGAAAAACACCACCUAUCACUUCGACAACACCACUUAUACGCACUUCUGGCAGCACAUUCGCAACGGCGACUUGUUGACCUUGUUCGCGUAUGACAUGUACGACACGCUGGAAUACAAGAUAGACGAGAUGCUCAAGGCGCACGGGGACGACAAGUGCGUCGUCUUCGACGACUUGGGCGAAGACGACGAAUUUGGGGCUUUCACCGCCAGGGGGACGACCGUCCAAUUCGGAAGGUUAAACAUGCUCCAAGCCGUGCAGGCUGCUAUGGUGAAGAAGUACGGGGAGCCCUUUCCCUGACGAAUGGGACGGCGUGGACCCUUUUCUGCACUUCCCGUCGUCAGUCCUGCAGCGCCGUCCAUUUUUCAAGCGCACAGCAGCGACAGUGACGUCACCAUCGAGGAGGUGUGACGACACUUGGCGAGUUGUUCCGAAGGCGGCGCUCCUUAUUUUACAGACAAAAGACUGUUAAUGGUUGUGCUUCUCGAAGCAGUCGGCUUGCGCGGAAUGCCACGUCGUUGUUACUUUGUGGUGACUUAGUUUUUAUGCUUGAACCGUCGGCGUGACGUGGAUAUUUGUGUGUGCUUAAUGUUCUUUUUUUUUUUUUUUUUUGCCUCGGCGCUAUGAACGCAAUCUUCAUUGACAUACUCUUUCGCGUCAUCACUUUGUUUUGAUUUAGUAGCUAACCUUGCCCGGUCAGCACGCAGAAACUUGAUUUCAAGAGGCGUGUCGCGACAGUGUUGCUUCGUUAUCGUAACGCUCACACUUGAACUGUAAACCCCGACGUGAGCACGUGUUUAUUUUUGUUUUUGUUUUAUACCGCAUGAAUGCAAUCGCCAUUAAGAUUAACAUGUUAUCAGGGGG
Dermacentor andersoni is the source of this 1962-nucleotide messenger RNA. NCBI's taxonomy places the organism in Eukaryota, Metazoa, Arthropoda, Arachnida, Ixodida, Ixodidae. The record is from RefSeq and is a predicted model, not a curated record.